Clunio marinus is the source of this 537-nucleotide messenger RNA. NCBI's taxonomy places the organism in Eukaryota, Metazoa, Arthropoda, Insecta, Diptera, Chironomidae. The record is from the annotation of a GenBank genome assembly.
AAAUAUAUUGUUUGAAGCCGAUUCGGUUUUCAGUCCACAGCAUCAUUUAAAAUUAUUAUGACAAUGUCGAAAGAAUUAGGGAAACUAGAAGAAGAAGCUUUAAAACGUAAGGAACGUUUGAAGAAUUUAAAACGAAAGUUUGACGAUCAAAAAACAGAAACAAAUGGAGAUGGACAAGAGAAACCUUCUGAAAUUCCAAAACCAAUGUUCCGAAACUAUAAAAAAGACGACGAGAAGAAAAUUACCGAUGAUCUCAAAUUGCCGGAUGUUGCGGAAAUUGUCCAAGAUCAGCUAGAAGAGAUGAAGGAGCCACUUGUUGUGAAUGACAUUGACAUAUCCAAUCUUGCACCCAGGAAAGUUGAUUUCGAUUUAAAACGAGCGAUUAAUAAAAAGUUACAGAAGCUUGAAAGAAAAACACAAAAGGCAAUCGGAGAGUUAAUUCGAGAGCGACUUGAUAAACAAGACGAUUUACUCGAACAAGUCAACAUUGGAGCUCAAGAAUCCCAACAACAGAAUAAUGAUGAAGACUCUGAUUAA